Messenger RNA from Kazachstania africana CBS 2517, 915 nucleotides. RefSeq names its product mitochondrial 2-oxodicarboxylate carrier (gene ODC1). Gene Ontology annotation, cellular component: mitochondrial inner membrane. Gene Ontology annotation, biological process: mitochondrial ATP transmembrane transport; mitochondrial ADP transmembrane transport. Lineage: Eukaryota; Fungi; Ascomycota; Saccharomycetes; Saccharomycetales; Saccharomycetaceae. The record is from RefSeq and is a predicted model, not a curated record. The transcript has a single exon. Gene Ontology annotation, molecular function: ATP:ADP antiporter activity. The coding region runs from base 1 to 915 and encodes 304 amino acids.
AUGCCAUAUGAGAAGAGAACCACUGCCAAAUCAACGCCUUUACCAUUUAUAUACCAGUUCACCGCUGGCGCCAUCGCAGGAGUGUCAGAGGUACUUGUGAUGUAUCCACUGGAUGUUGUUAAGACCAGGAUGCAACUACAGAGCAAUGUAGCAGGUAAAGUGCAUUAUACCGGUUUAGUUGACUGUCUGGGGAAGAUAGUGAGACAAGAAGGUUGGAAAACAUUAUAUCGUGGUAUAACAUCACCAAUAUUGAUGGAAGCACCAAAGCGUGCCACUAAAUUUGCAUUUAAUGAGAAAUUUGUCAAUUUAUAUUCUCAAAUGUUCAAGACUUGGAAUAAGCAGUACAUAUGUGUAGUGAGUGGUGCGUCUGCGGGUGUUAUUGAGGCGACGGUGAUUGUACCAUUUGAGUUGGUCAAAGUCCGCAUGCAAGAUAUUAAUAGUAAAUUUAAGUCUCCAUUGGACGCUUUAAAGCGGAUAGUUAAACAGGAUGGUCUCUUAGGGAUGUACGGUGGAUUAGAAUCCACCAUGUUGAGGCAUGCCUUUUGGAAUGCAGGAUAUUUUGGUAUCAUAUAUCAAGUGCGGAAUACUCUUGGUACUGACAAGAAAAGUACGUGGAAUGAUCUUAUUGCAGGUACGAUAGGUGGUACAAUGGGGUGUAUAUUGAAUACACCAUUUGAUGUGGUGAAGUCUAGGGUACAGAGUCAACAUAAUGUGACCAAAUUGGCAAAUGGACAAUUGGUGAAGAAAUAUGAUUGGGCCAUUCCAUCUGUCAUGAAGAUAUAUCGAGAGGAAGGAUUUAGGGCAUUGUAUAAAGGCUUUACACCAAAGAUUGCAAGGUUAGGCCCCGGCGGGGGGAUUUUGCUUAUUGUAUUUGGAGCAGUGACUGAUUUAUUCCAAGAAAUGAGAUUAGCAUAA